Chilo suppressalis (striped riceborer) is the source of this 8105-nucleotide messenger RNA. NCBI's taxonomy places the organism in Eukaryota, Metazoa, Arthropoda, Insecta, Lepidoptera, Crambidae. The record is from the annotation of a GenBank genome assembly.
AAAAACAUUACAUACGAUUGAAUUAAUCAAUAUUUUUAUUUAACUCAUUCAAAAAUUUAUACUAUUGAAUUUUAAUUUAAAAUUGUCAUUCCGUGAGAUACUAAUUUGAUUUAAUAGUAUGUCGUACAAAAGCCAUCGACCUCGAGCAAGUCCAAGCGUCGGUCGGGCCAAAAUGGAGCACGGCAACACCGCCAUCUUGCGCCCUUAGUGUCAACUUCAGAUGAAUUUCAUCAAAUAAUAUUGUGGUGCGGUGCGACAAGAGCAAGUUAAGAAUACUAUUUAGUGUUUGUACGUACUUUUAUGAUUUUGUGUAAAGAUGCGGCUCGUAAACAUUUAAUAACUACAUUUAGAAGCAUUCAUGAUGUCUGACGUAAAGCAAGUGAAAGUUGACAACUGGGGAAUAUAUUUCCUCCAAAGAUUGAAGCAUUUUUUCAAUCGAACAGACUACUGCGAUCUGACUCUUCAAUUUCAAGACAAUGCCCAACUUAAGGUCCACAGACUGGUACUUAAUGCCUGUACUGAAUAUUUUGAACUUUUGGAAAGAACAUGUGAAAUGUAUGAGGAUUGUUUGGUGAUGCCAGAUGACUUACAAGCAGAUGUUGUGGUUCCAAUUAUCAACUUUAUGUACACUGGUCAACUAGAAUUUAAAAUAGAUUCCCUUGAGAAGCUUUACCAAACAUCUUUAGUGAUGAACAUGCCAGUGUUGACUAAACUUCUUGAGGCUCACCGAAACAUGCAGGUAAAAUUUACUCCCGCACAAAAUUACACUGGAAUUAAAAGGAGUUCAAAGUCUAGUGAUAUAAUAAAAACAUCAAAAUAUUCAAAUAAUCUUCCUAGUGUUGGUAAGAGGUCCUUUUCUAAAGCUUUUGAGAAUUACAAAUCCUAUCAAAAAGCUCCAGAAAGCAACAAGUCAAUUGUGAACAAUAAGACUAGUGAAAGUGUUAAAAGCAAAUUACAAAAUAGUAGCAAAAUAAUUUACAGAGAAAAGAAAUAUAGUGUACCAAAAAAUAAAUCGGCGGGAUCCAGUAGUAAUAGUAACGGUGCACGUGCACCAUCCCCAAUCCCGUUAGAUACAGAGUUGUAUUCAAAAAAGUUUGUAUUGGGUGAUCCUCGACCAACAAGAUAUGAAUUGCCAGAAGAAUUAGAUACAGAUAAUAUAUUUGAAAAUUCAUUUUCAAAAUUAUCUUAUACUUCAGCACCCUUAAUGGUCCAUCCCGAAACUAGUAAACAAUAUUCUAAAAGAUCACAUUUUUUCACUGAAGCCUCUGGAUCAAAGAAGGGCAUGAAAUCAACAACAGUUGAUAUUGUAGAAUGUAAAAAAAUCUCUAAAAAUGAUAAUCUAUUUGAAGAUGAUACUUCCCAUGCUGGCCCAGAUGAUGAAAUGUUUCAGUCUGCUUACUUAAGUGUUAGAGAAGAAAACAACACAGACUCCAAUCAAUUAUUUGAUCAAAUUUUAGAUGAAGGUCCUAAAGUCACAAUUGAAGGGAAAGAUAAACAAACAAGUAACUUGGAUCAUGCAAAAAUUAUAAGUGAAGUUCUAAAGAAAUAUCCACACUUAGUCAAGGGUAAUAAAAAUAUUAAACUGAAAAUAUUAAACACCUCGACAAAAAAGAAGCCUGUAGAAGAAAAAAUUGAAGUAAAACCUAAAACUGAAGUUGGUUAUACAUAUGAAACUGAUGUUUUAGAUUCAAAAGAAGCAGCCAAGUUGAUUGCCAUGGGGGCAGCAAAUAUCAGAGGUCCAUGGAUAUGUCUUAUUUGCGGUACACCUGGUAGAGCUCUUAAUUUUUCUACAUACUACAACUUCAGACGACACUUAGUCGAAGUGCAUAAUGAAAAACCAGUGUCCAGUAUUUGUGAAUACUGUGGACUAAGAUCAACCAAACGAAAUUACUUACUUCAUCACAUUUAUACCAGACAUGGAGUGCCACCACCUCCACACUAUAAUUUCCCUAAAUGUAAUGUGUGUGACUACAUAGCUCUCACUGAAGCUUUCCUCAUCAAGCACAAAUUAACUCAUUCUGAUGGUAGAACAAUCCGUUGUGUUGUUUGUUCAGCUGGAUUCAGCUCAUCUCAACAGUUACUAAAUCAUGUGCAAAAAACAGGUCACCAAUAUCAUAAAGAUAAAAAACCUAAUCUACAAUGUGUUUAUUGCAUGAAAGUGUUCUUGCGAGAAAGUAACUAUUAUGUACAUCUAAAAACAAGUCACCGAGAAGUGGCUUUAAGAGAUGGCGUUAUAGAAGAUUCAGAUGAAGAAAGACAAAUUGAAGUAAAACCUAAAAUAACUCAUGAGAUGAAAACUAACAUUAAAUAUGAACAAUCAUUGGACAAUGAAUAUGAAGAUAAUGAUAUGCAAUACCAAUUACAGCAAAAAUCAGACAUGAACAGUCCUCCAAAAAAAUCGCGUUUAUCUACACCAAAUAUGAAACACAAAAUUCUCAAUCCUGGAUUUAGUACUCUUUCCCCUAAACCAGCUAUGAAACCAAAAGUUACCAAUACUCAAAAUGAAUAUGGUCAAGAUAUAAAUAGUCCUUCUCCACAAGCUAAUGAAGAAGAUAUUGUUCUUAUUGAUGGUAAAGAAUACAUAAUGAAAGAAAAUCAACUCAUUCCUAAGAAAACUUCUGAGAAUACAGAAUAUAUAUUGAGUGAAUUAGUUGAUAAUGGCGUUCAUUCAAAAUUACCAAGUAUGGAAGCAAGCAUUACGCCUAAUACAGUACCCAUAGAAUUUGCAAAUUUAGAUAACACAGAUGCAACAAUACAGCAAUCUAAAAUGAUUAUGAAAAAAGCUACAAAUAUAAAUCAACCAAUACAAAUUGUAGUAUCAAAUGAAGAAGAAUAUAAAGCCUUAAUGUCUUCAAAUCACUCAAUUAUAUUUGAUGAUGGUGAUACAAAUAAAACAUUAACUGUUUUGACAGCUCCACAUACAAACUCAAUGGACAAUACUGCCAUAGAAUUACAAAACACACAACCUGGUGAUAUGAUGAUCAUUCAGCAAGAUUAUCCUUUGAAUGUUACUGAAACUGCAGUUUCAGCUGAUUCUAAAUAUGUGGUUGUCUACAGCCAUUCAGUUGAACAAGAAGAUCCUGCCAAGCAAUACCAAAUUAUUACACCUGAAGAAAUUGGUGCACAGUUUGUACAGGCAUCUGAAGUAAUGACUCAAAAUUAUGAAACUGUCACAACUACUACAUCUGUUUUAGAUAGUCAUGUCAUUGAAGCACAAAUGGAAGAAUCAUGGUCACAGCACACCACUAAUGAUCAAGUUGAAGUGCACGUUGACACUACUAAUAAAAUUGAUGAAGGUGUCCAAAACAAUCAAAGCAUUGAACAAACUGUAACUGUCCCUGAUGCUUGUAUAGAAGAACUACCAGACAUUCGGCUGUCAAAUACAACUCAAUCAGUACAAGAUAACUCAGUAACUAUAGAACCAUUGUCACAUAACAUCAUUGCAUCCAAUUCUGUUAAUAUUGAUGAUACGCAACAUAAUACUAAUCAAGUUGUAAUUGAAGAAAUCCAAAAUAAUACAAACGAACCUAUGGAUGUUGACAUCUCAACCGAAGUUAUAUCAGAUAGGGAAGUAAACACUCAGGAAUCAGAAGUGGCUCAAGUUGAACCUGAACCAAUACCUCAAACAUCUAAUGCUUCUCAAGAAGACUAUUCCCUAGUUCAAAAUUCAACAGUUUUAAUCAACUCCCAUGAUACUCAGGAGAUCAUAGAAGAUUCAGAAGAAAUUAAUGAAAGUACGGAACAAGAAGCUACAAACAACACUCAAGAAGUUCAAACAGAACUACUUUCUAAUGCAGUAGAAGUUGAUAACACUACUAAUGAAACUAUAACUGAGCCAAAAGUUGCAGAAGAAAUUCAAAAUAUAACUUCAGAGUGGUCAGAAGAUGAGUAUGAUGUGGUUUCUCAAGAUCCAAUAGAAGAGAGUAACAUCCCCGCAGCAGAAUCUGAACCUCAAAUCACUCAGGAAUCAGAAGUUGAAGAAUCUAUUGAAAACAUUCAACAAGAGAUGCAAAAGCAACUAACACACAUAGAAGAAGAAACUCCUGUACCUGAAGAAAGCAUUAACUCCACUGAAAUAUGUUUGGAAAAUACUAAAGAUACAACUCUUGAAAAUGAAGAACCAAUGUGCACCAAUCAAGUAAAAAUAACAUCUCUUUUAAAUGAUUGGGAAGACAAUGAUUCACAGGAAGAAAAUGUGUCUACUAUUGAAAGUGAAGUACAGGCAUCAGUUGUCCAAGAUGGGGACAAACAGCCAGUCACCAUUCAAAUUCAGACAAAUAAAGACGAAUCAGAUAAUGACACUGUAAUUAAUAAUAAGUGUGAAGUAAAUGAAACUGAUAAAAAUGAAUCAAUGAAGGAUGAUAACAUAAAAAGCUUAGUCAGUGAUUGGGAUGAUGAAGAAGAGGAAGUCAAGGAAUAAAUUUAAUAUUUAGUUAACAUUUGCUUUGUGUUUAAGUUACUAGUGUAGAUAUUUUUUUUUUUAAAGAAUUUGUAAUCAUGCCAACUUAUUACUUUAUACAGGUAAGUAUAGUGUGUACUGUACAUUAUGUAGUCUUGAAGUAUUAUAAUAGUUACAAGUGGCCCUUCUUCAUAUAUGUAUCAUGUAUGUAUAAUGAAUUAUUUUAUUAUUUAAGUGAAUUUCUGCAAAGCUUUUCUCAGCCUUGAAAAUAUUUUAAUCCAAACUAAAAUCUUCUUUUCUCAUAAUUUUUUGUAUUAUACCAGUCUGAAUUUUCAGAAUUUCAAGAAUAAUGGUGAAUGUUUUUUAUGUAUCCUUUAGCUAUGUAAAUGUUUAUCACAAUAAUUAUUAUUUACACUGUGUGUGUAAUAACUUAGUAAUAGUACAUAAUUGUGUAUAUAGUAAUAAGUUUCCAUUGAUCCCAUCUCAAAAAUAAUGAAGUUAGAACAUGUUAAAAUAAGGUGUAAUUACACUUAUUGUAUGUUAGUUAUUAUAUAUAUCAUUGUGAAUGAUUGUUUUAUUUCUCUUCAUUCUAACAUUACUUUCUGGAUUCACUAUAAUAUAGUGAUAUAAACACUAUAUACAUAUAUCCUCAAUUUAAUGAAGGUGCUAUAAACGACACUUGUCAACAACAAAACCAAUCUCGAUAAUUCUGCUGGAAGUGUUGUCUACAAUAAAUAUAACACACACACAUCAGGAUUAUUUUGUUUAAUUCAGAAUAUUGUAAAAUAAAGGAAAUAAUAAAAACAGCAUGUAUUAUGAAAAUAAGUUUACUGCACAUAAAUUAUCCAAAUAUAUUGAUAAAAUCUACAACUUUGUUUUUAACACAUUGUGCAGUUUGUAAAAACAGUGCAAUUUGAAUUAAAUUUACCUAUUAUAUUUUUUCUUCAAUUAGAAGGUAACGUAAAUGACAUAGCUUUUAUGAUCUGUUAAACUUAUAACUAUAUUCAUGUUAUUACAUCAUAGUGUGCAGGUCCCACUUACGUAGAUUUCUUAUGCCAUUCUCUUGCUAAAGACAGGAUUUAAAUGCAAGAAUAGAAUCAAUUAAGAAAUACCAUAUAUUAAGUUAUCAUGAAAUUACCAGGUCUUCUAAUUCUUUCCAACAUAAAUUAAGGCUAUUUUAGAUUUACAAAUAGUAAUUAAGAUGUUGAUAAUAGAUAACAAUCAUAAAUAAAAACAGGGUUGCAAUUGUUUAUCAAGACAAAAGGAUGUUCAAAAUAUUUCACCUCCUAAAUAAAAGCAACUACAUACAACUUUCAUUUACUUCACUUCUUCCAUCAGCUCAAUGCAGGUACCCCAUAUAUAAUGAAAUAACAGUACAUUUGUAUGGCAAACGCUUUUAGUUUAUUCACAGCUUAUGUAUAUAAAUAUUUCAAUGGGAUUAUUUUUUGGAAAACAGUGUUAUUUAAGCAACAACUAUAAUAAAGAAACUAGACACCGUUAACACAACAAUGAAUUAAUUAUUUUAUGAUACUAGAUUGAAAUAAUAACAUAUCUUAAAAAUCCUACAUAUUUUGCAAGCCGGCUCAUAUAAUUGCCUAAAAUAGUUGCCAAUACAUAUAAUGUAAUCAAAACAGAACACUUAGUUUGAUAAAAUAAUUAACACAUGAUUCUGUAGGUAAGUACCACAUGAAAAAAAAUCACUGAGCUGAGCAAAGUAAUGAAUUGAACUAAAACUACUAAUAAUUCAGAGUAAAUAUUUUUAUUAUUCCAUCUUUCAUUCAAAAAAUUUACAAUGCUAGCAAAGGCAAGACUGAAACACACCAGUAUUAUCUCAAUGGUGUCAUCAGGUGCUUAUCAAUGCACAUAACAUUAACCAUAAACCUAGGCACUCUCAGAAGUCCGCAUGUUACAUGCAAUUACAAACAGAACCUGGAAAAGCAAUUUUAUUUAUCACAUAACUAAACCUUGGGUAUGAUCCAGGUUUCAUAAAACUAUCUGUCAACUAUUGGAAUAAAUAUUUACAAAAUAAUAUACAUUAUUUACACAAAAAAGACCUUUAUAAUUAUAUAUCUAGUCAUUAGAUAUGGAAACUAAAACAUAUUUUACCAUGUAUGCAAGAAACACAAAGCCCACUACCACAAACAAAUUAGUCAUAAUAUAAUACAUAUUAGACUGCUGCUCCAUUGUCACUUCACUUUCACUAUUGAUGUUGGUGUUAUCUGAAUGCAACAUAGCUUCUUGGCGCUGUUUCAGCUGCUGCUCAAUCUCCUCAACAUAUUCAGGAAACAACUCACAGAACAUCUUGUUUUUCAAGUUGAUUUCCAAAGAUUCUACUGCCAAGCAACGCUUUUGAUAAUCAGAAGUUUCAAUGGACCCUAAUGUUGGCGUUUUCUCAAGCAUAAAGCUCAAUAAACCAGUAAGGAUAGUGGAUAUAGACCAUGCUGGGUUCCAGGUGUCCGGAUGAAAAUCAGUAAUACUAAGGCACAAUCGAGUAUUGGUCCUGAAUCGUCCAUUCGGAGUAAUCAUAUAAAUAGAGGGAGGUUUAAACGGAAAUUCCCUAGGAAAUAUUAUUUUACCAUGGUAAUAUCCACCCUCGUAAGGACUUUUCUCUGGACCUUUGACGACGUAAUGCCAUUCUAGUAUAUUUGAAGGUACAGGUUCCGCAGUUACGUAUGGAACAGGGUCAUUCUUUAGUCUAAGAUAGUCCUGCUUUAGUCUGCUAGUAGCUCCAGUCACUUUAGUUUUGGCCAUUGUUUAACAAACACUAUCUAAAAUUUGCGUUAAUAAAGCGAUGAUGUGCUGAACGUAAUCAAUUGUAAGAUAAACGAUACAUUGGAAAUACUACAGUAUGUUUUUAUACCACGCUGCUGGAGUAAUUAAAGUCAGGUAGUGGUAGGUAAUUAAUUUGCAGAGUAAAACGUACGCCACAGCAGCACAGAAUAUUUCCACAGCUGUGACAGUCUGUCAAUGUCAAUUGUCACUCAACACAAGAAAGCAAACAUAGAGAAGACUAAGAAAACUUAAUUGAUACAGCCUUGUGUCCAUCAUAAUAUUUUAAUGUUUACAGAACCGGUCACCAUGGCGUGGAGGGUGGCACUCUUCUUGGAGUGAUUACAUACAAAUGUUACAAAUGAACUAACCAUACUUGGCCACACACAUAUGCCAAAUUGCCAAUCCAUAGCAAAUACCAUACCACCAAUAUUUGCUAUUUUUUAAGUUGACAGCAGUCUGUCCUUAUCGUGCUUGGACAGACUGAUUUCAAGUUUAUAAAUAGCAAACACGAUUAGCAAAAUGAAACGCCAGCAUAAGAAAUAUAAGAAGAAAUUCGACACAGCCAUUAAGAUCGCUGCAGCCCAGUCUGCUCGGACAGCGGAGGGUCUUUACAUAAUCAAUGGCAAAGGGUGCGUGUUUGAGUCCCGUGUGCUACCUGGACCGCAUGAAAUAUUUUCUACUAAAAUUUUCUUUAGACUUCUGUAAAGACGUAUCUCUUGUGGGUAAUUCCUUUACACACUUCAUACUUAUCUUACAGGUACCUUAUACACUCACUCACGUGUGUAGUUCGUAUGACAAAACAAGCUCGGGUAUCCGAACUAUCAAACAUACAUACCUGGACCAGAAACUGGGUACGCCCUUGUUGAUCAUGAUUUUAAUUACGUUAAAUUAUCAGUCUGUCUAAUGUAUCGUGAUUCGUGACUUGACCCUAGCG